This is a messenger RNA of Cotesia congregata, 930 nucleotides long. Lineage: Eukaryota; Metazoa; Arthropoda; Insecta; Hymenoptera; Braconidae. The record is from the annotation of a GenBank genome assembly.
AUGUCAAAAUUAAUCGUUGUGGUUGGGUCUUGCAUGGUCGAUUUUAUAAGCAAUGUUGAACGUCUACCUAAAGCUGGAGAAACCGUACUUGGCAAAGAAUUUAAAAGAUCUUGGGGAGGCAAGGGAGCAAACCAAUGUGUUGCUGCUGCUAAGCUUGGAGCAUCAACUAUGCUGAUUGCUUCUCUGGGAUCGGAUAUUUUUGGAGAAGAAUAUUUUCAAGCUCUUAAGUCAUUUAAUAUCGAUACAAAAUAUAUAAAACUACGAAAAGAUAUUAGUAGUGGAGUUGCUCAAAUUAUUGUUGAUGAUAAUGGUGAUAAUAAGAUUGUAAUUGUUCCUGGUGCAAAUACAUUGCUGAGUCCUGCAGAUGUUGAUGAAGCAGAAGAUACUGUCAGAAAGGCAGCUGUCCUUUUAGCUCAAUUUGAAACUUCUCUAGAGACUACUCUGCGUGCUUUGGAGCUUCAUAAAGGCCAUGGAAUUUCCAUAGUAAAUGGAGCACCUGCUGUAGCAAAUCCUGACUUGAAUGUUCUAAAAAAUUGUGAUAUAUUUUGUAUUAAUGAGACUGAGGCUGAAGUUAUGAGUGGAAUCGAACCACUGACGUUAAAAAAUACGCAAGAAGCUUUGGAUAAAUUUUUUAAGCUGGGCUGUAAUACUGUAAUAAUCACUCUUGGUGCUGAAGGAGCUGUGUUUGCAUCUCGUGAUAAUCCAAAAAUGGUUCAUGUUCCUGUUGAAAAAGUAAAACCUGUUGAUACCACUGGCGCUGGAGAUGCAUUUUUAGGUGCCCUAGCAUACUUUAUAGCUUAUCAUCCAAGUUUAACGUUAAAAGAACAAAUUAGAAGAGCUUGUCAUGUUGCUAAAGAAAGUGUUUUGAAAGCUGCAACUCAGGCGAGUUUUCCAAUGAAAGAAGAACUGUCAAAAGAAUUAUUUUUAUAG